CUCACGCAGGCCGUCUCGCCCUCUCCCUGCCGAGGAGUUGUCAGUAUGAGGUUACGUCAUCAGGAACGCGACAGUUUGUGGGGCAGCGGUAGUAGGAGCGCGGCGCGUGUCAGAGUUGUCCGCAGGUUCCGCGGCCGGAGCCAUGAGCUGCCCCGUGACUUGCGCCGCCUGGGUGCGCAGAGGGGUCGCCAGGGGAACGCCCGACAAGGUGCGGCUCAGCGCGCAGGAGCUGAAGCGGCUCAUCGGGGAGGCCGCGGAGACGCUGCGAGAAGAAGCAGAUGGUAGUGAUGAAGAAGAACAUGGACAGGCUGCAGAAGACGACAUGGAUGUUGCUAGUGGUGAGACAGUUGAGCCUCCUCAAGAAGAUGGGGACCAGGAAGAAGACACUGAAAAGCUGAAUGAUGAUGAGCUGGCAGAGUAUGGUUUGGAUAAAUAUGAUGAAGAGGAGAAUACAGAUGCUGUGAGCCUUGGAGACACCUUAGCCGGUCUUACGGUGUUUGGGAGUAACGAACGUGAUCCUUAUAUCACUAUUAAAAAUACUGAGCAAUAUGAACAGGAAGAUUUUUUGAUUAAGCCCAGUGACAAUCUGAUCAUUUGUGGAAGAGUUGAUAAGGACCACUGCAGUCUAGAGGUUCACCUUUAUAAUCAUGAAGAGGACUCAUUUUAUGUACACCAUGAUAUCCUCUUACCUGCAUACCCUCUAAGUGUGGAGUGGCUUAAUUUUGAUCCUAAUCCUGAUGAAUCUCCAGAAAUGUGUUAGCAAGUGCUUCAGCUGACAACACUGUAAUUCUGUGGGAUAUGUCUGUGGGUAAACCGGCAGCGAACCUUACUUUACAUAUGGACAAGGUCCAGACACUACAAUUUCAUCCAUUUGAAACACAGACCCUUGUUUCUGGAUCUUAUGAUAAGUCUGCUGUUCUGUAUGACUGUAGAAGUCCACAGGAUAAUCAUCGAAUCUGGCGGUUUAGUGGACAGGUUGAGAGAGUGACUUGGAAUCAUUUUUCACCCUGUAACUUCUUAGCUAGCACAGAAGAUGGCUUUGUGUACUGUCUAGAUGCUCGUUCCGAUAAGCCACUUUUUACUCUGAAGGCUCAUAAUGAGGAAGUAUCUGGACUCCAAUUAAGCAGUCAGAUCAAAGGGUGCCUUGUGACAUCAUCUGCUGACAAAUAUGUAAAAAUUUGGGAUAUACUGGGGGACAAACCAAGUCUGAUCCAUUCCAGGGAUAUGAAAAUGGGUGUUCUCUUCUGUGCAGCUUGUUGCCCUGAUUUGCCAUUUGUCUAUGCCUUUGGAGGGGAGAGAGAAGGGCUUCGAGUCUGGGAUAUAAGCAGUAUUUCUGCAGUGAAUGAAGUUUUUGGAAGCAGAGAGAGGUUGGUAGCUGCCAAUACAAACUCUGCAACUAGCAGCUCCUUUGCCAGCAGUAGCAGCAAAAGUCCAUAAGCAGAAAUGGAAUCAUGACGGAUCAAACCUCACAUAGAUGGUAUAUAAAUGCAAAACAUCAAUCCAGAGUAUACUUUGGGACUACAGUUAAUAUGUACUCUGCACCCACUGGUUUGGAAAUGUUUAUGGAAGUGUAUCAAGUUUACUGCAAUCUGCAGCUUUUUUUCAUCUUGUGGGAGGAAAACAUGGUCUUGUGGUUAAGGCACAGGAGUCAGAAGUUAUGGUUCCUGCCUCUCACUGACUUGGAAAAGUUAAGUGACUGCCUGCACCUUGCUUUAUCUAGCACUGAAAUGGGGAUAGCACAUCACAUUUUGUUUGUAAACUUCACUUGUAAAGUGAUGUAUCUUUGGCAGGAAAGCACUGUGCUGCUGUAGAGUGUGUAUAUAAAGGAUUGGAAUGAAUGGAUUUCUUUAGUUGCAACUGAAAACUACUUCAACUGAAAAUUGCCAUAGUACUUAAGUCAAGGGCUGAACAAAAACUCUUUUAGUGUAAGUAGUCAAACAAUGCAUAAGUUCCCCCAGAAUAAGCUGAGGAUGGUCUGUUUCACAAAUGUCCAGUAUUGCUUUUGAAAGAUUAACAUCUUACUUUAAAUCUCUUAGAACAGUGUUUUUCAACUGGUAGAUGGCAACCACUAGGGGGAGGGAGGUGAAAGGCAAUUGGGAGCCGUUAAGCAUUAUAAAACUACCAUACAAUCUAAAGCAAAGAAAAUCUCACUCCCUGUACACCCUUACCCUUCAACGUCAACUGUUCUGUAAGCUUCUCAAUACACACAAAUGACACAGGUUUAUUGUUGUGAUAUUGAUACAUUUUCCCCCCUCUCUCCUAGUAAAUGGAAGGGGGUUGUAGAAAUCUUUGGCUGUGAAUAAUAGGUCACCAUCCUAAAAUAGUCUUAGAAUAUGAAAUAGGCCAGAGAUGCAUCUUAAAUCAGCCACAGGCCAUGGCCAUUACACAAAGUUUGGGAUAUUCUUUAAAUACAGUAUCUUAGUCUACUAAGAUUUAAACACAUGCAGCUAACACACAUUCUUAUUAAACUGGAGGGAACGCAGAGAGGGCUUUUAAACAGUCUAAUUAGGUUUACCUAAUUAUGGAAUGGGUUAGGAUAGCAGUAGCUAAUGGAUAUGAAGUGUGCAUAAUGGAAAGCUGUACCUGGCGUGUACUUAAUCUUUAAACAACACUGUUUCAGUGUGUCCUAUUUUAAAAUAAGAAAGACACAACAAAGUAAAUCCUGCCAGGAUAAAGAUAAAAAGGGGGGGUUGUACUUAGCCCAGUGCUGGCUGCCUGUGGUGGAGGACUUGCUGUCCUGUCCCAAACUCUAGCUUGCUGAUUAAAGCAGGAACUCUGAAAACAUUUCAGCUUUGUCUGUUCUUGCCAUAGCUUCCUCCCUUGCCUUCAACCUACGUGCUUUAGUAGUUCUUCUUGUGCACUGCAGCGGAGUGCAGAUCACUGGGUUUUUCCCUCAAGUAAUCUAUCCCUACCCUAUAAUCUUGACUCCAGCCACCUUCUUAAAAUAUCCUUCUGUCAGUUAGGUUUGGUUGCCAAUAUCUCACAGUAAAGUUUCAGCUCCUGGGAUGAUGAUCUGUGAGAAAUUCCGUUUCUAGUUCCUUUUUAAAAUGAGGCUAGACUGUGCGGUAUUUUGUUUGUUUUUUACCAGUAUACGCCCUAGUGUGGUUGUAAUUACACAAAGGUGACACGCUGCUUAUUUCCCCUUCCCAUAUGAGAAUAAUUUUGUACAUACUAGGGCAGUUGUACUACUUUAGCUUUAUCAGUAUAGAUAAAAAUUAUUUUAAAAAAACAAAUGGAAAACUUUUAUUAAAUUCCAUAUUCCUUGGGCUGGUGCCUUUUUUUAAAAAAUUGAUAAUGUAUAUUUGAGCCCCCAGGAGCUGUGAAAGUACUGUAUUGUCAAUUAAUACUAUCAUGUUUUUAGCUAAUUUUAUUGUAACUUUUGGAAGGUGGGGGGGGGAAUCAAUCACUAUGUAGAAUCUGCUUUUGUUUGUGCACCCAGAUUCAGUUAACAAGGGAUCUCCUUUUGUACAAGUAAAUUUUACAUUCUGCUUUUCAAGGUAUGACAUGUAGAAGUAGUUGCUAAGUGCCUGUUUUCAAAAUCUUUAUGGUUAGGCAGGGUCUGUCGUUCACGUAAUGGAGUUCUUGCUAAUCGUGUGCUCCUUGAGUGGCUGAGAUGCAAAUUAUGGUAUUUCUCUAAAGCAGUUGCGCCUGCUGUGCUUACUGUAAAAAAA
Messenger RNA from Trachemys scripta elegans, 3671 nucleotides. RefSeq names its product PWP1 homolog, endonuclein (gene PWP1). Gene Ontology annotation, molecular function: protein binding. The record is from RefSeq and is a predicted model, not a curated record. Gene Ontology annotation, biological process: rRNA processing. NCBI's taxonomy places the organism in Eukaryota, Metazoa, Chordata, Testudines, Emydidae. Gene Ontology annotation, cellular component: nucleus.